This is a messenger RNA of Gadus chalcogrammus (walleye pollock), 6657 nucleotides long. RefSeq names its product estrogen-related receptor gamma b (gene esrrgb). NCBI's taxonomy places the organism in Eukaryota, Metazoa, Chordata, Actinopteri, Gadiformes, Gadidae. Bases 529 to 1986 code for a protein of 485 amino acids. The transcript has 7 exons. Gene Ontology annotation, biological process: regulation of DNA-templated transcription. The record is from RefSeq and is a predicted model, not a curated record. Gene Ontology annotation, molecular function: steroid binding; sequence-specific DNA binding; DNA-binding transcription factor activity. Gene Ontology annotation, cellular component: nucleus.
CUCAGCCUCAGUGUGUGUUCACCAGCGCUGCUCUCUCUGACGCUCUCUCUCUCUCUCUCUCUCUCUCUCUCCCCAUCUGUGUGCGUGUGUCUACUUCUCUUUCUCAUCUUACUCUUCUCCUCCCUUGCUCCGUGUCCUUCUUGUCCUCCUCCCACGUGCCACCUGGCUCUCCUCUUCCUCCCUCCUUCUUCUCGUUGUGUUCCCGUCUCUCUGCCUGUCCGCUUCCCAUCUCAGAGUUCAGCUCUCCCAGCUCUGCCGCCGGCCGGUCCGACGCACCGACGCGGCCCCGAGUAGAAGCACCUGUGCUGGCUAGGGAGACGGCCCCGGCCCCGGCGCUUCUGGCUCUCUGUGAAACGCCGUGCAAAUCGAGGAGGGAGUGCCUGAUUUCGAGUCUUCUCGCCCGCUCAGGAGGAGAUGGCCAGGAACUAAAUCCCUUUUCCUCCAGCCGUUCCCUGUUGCGUGUUGACUUCUUUUUAUUCUUUUUUUUUUUUUUUUGUCGGCGACACCUGGAAUGCUUCAUGCGGACUGAUGGAUGUUUCCCAACUGUGUAUGCCAGACCCUCUCUGCUACCACAACCAAAUGCUCAGCAGAAUGCCCUCUGAAGACCGUCACCUGACCUCGAGUUGUGGCUCCUACAUCAAGACCGAGCCCUCCAGCCCCUCCUCCUCCCUGGUGGACACCGGCAGCCACCACAGCCCCAGCGCUAACUCGGACGCCAGCGGCGGCUACGUCAACAUCAGCGGCCGCUCGCACGCCCUCGACUCCCCGCCCAUGUUCAACCCGGGCAUGCUGGGAGGAGGAGGAGGAGGAGGGGGAGGAGGUGGAGGAGGAGGAGGAGGAGGAGGGCCGGGGGGGUGUCACCGGCGCUACGACGAGUGCUCGGUCCUGGGGGGUGUCGGCGGCGGCGGCGGCGGCGGCGUCGGCGGCAUGAUGGUGGACGACUCGCCCAUCAAGUGCGAGUACAUGCUGAACGCCAUCCCCAAGCGGCUGUGCCUGGUGUGCGGGGACAUCGCGUCGGGCUACCACUACGGCGUGGCGUCGUGCGAGGCCUGCAAGGCCUUCUUCAAGAGGACCAUCCAAGGCAACAUCGAGUACAGCUGUCCGGCCACCAACGAGUGUGAGAUCACCAAGAGGCGGCGCAAGUCCUGCCAGGCCUGCCGCUUCAUGAAGUGCCUCAAAGUGGGCAUGCUGAAGGAGGGUGUGCGUCUGGACCGGGUGCGAGGCGGACGCCAGAAGUACAAACGGCGGCUGGACGCGGAGAGCGGCGCAUACCUCGGCCUCACCAUCCCCCCGCCCGCCAAGAAACCACUGACGAAGAUCGUGUCCCACCUGCUGGUGGUGGAGCCAGAGAAGAUCUACGCCAUGCCGGACCCCACAAUGCCAGACGGGGACAUCAAGGCGCUGACCACCUUAUGUGACCUGGCCGACCGCGAGCUGGUGGUCAUCAUCGGAUGGGCCAAACACAUCCCAGGUUUCUCCACGCUGUCCUUGGCAGACCAGAUGAGUCUACUGCAGAGCGCGUGGAUGGAGAUCCUGGUGCUGAGCAUCGUGUUCCGCUCGCUGCCCUGCGAGGAGGAGAUGGUGUACGCCGAGGACUACACCGUGGACGAGGACCAGGCCCGGGUCUCCGGCCUGCUGGACCUCCACGUGGCCAUCCUCCCCCUGGUGCGGCGCUUCAAGAAGCUGCGCAUGGAGAAGGAGGAGUUCGUCACGCUCAAGGCCAUCGCCCUCGCCAACUCAGACUCCAUGCACAUAGAGGACAUCGAGGCGGUGCAGAGGCUGCAGGACUCCCUGCACGAGGCACUGCAGGACUACGAGGGCUCCCAGCACGCCGAGGACCCUCGGCGGGCCGGCAAGCUGCUCAUGACCCUGCCCCUGCUGAGGCAGACGGCCUCCAAGGCCGUGCAGCACUUCUACAGCAUCAAGAUGCAGGGCAAGGUGCCCAUGCACAAACUCUUCCUGGAGAUGCUGGAGGCCAAGGCCUGACCGGCCGCUCGGUGUGGGGGCGGGGGGUGACGUGGUCGACGCUGACGACCACCACGACCACCAUGACGACGACGUGAAGGCGUGCGUGCGUGUGUGUGUGUGUGUGUGUGUGUGUGUGUGUGUGAGUGUGUGUGUGUGGGGGGGGGGGAAGAGGGCGCGCAUCACCCAGACGUAGGAGGUAAACACAGGAGGCCCGCUUAAAAAAUAACAAAAAUGGUGGUGUGCCAAAUGAAAAUAAAUGGACAAAGGACGAGACUUGGACUACCGUCACUGGUCAACGAACACAGGGAAGGAAGGACACACCACGGGUGGAUUUUGGCGGGAAUGGUGUAUAUUGAUCCGACUGAUUUCGGGUUAUACAAUAAUGUAUAUAAUGACGCCGUGUACAGAAAAAUAAGCUAUCGCGGUCUUGUUAUAACCAGAGGCCCAGCGCUCUAUAUCAGCCAACGCUUCUGUCAACCCUGCAUUUCUUAACUGACGUUCACCUCGGUGGGGUUUGGAGGAAGGAACGGUGAAGGAGAUGUCAUCCUGUACUACUGUGUGGCUCCGCAGCCAUGUAUGUAUUUUCCUUUUUUCUUCCACAUUUUCUAACCAGUUACUCAAAGCAAUACGUCCCCACUUGUUCUCCAUAUAAUAUGUGUACUGUAUACUGUGUGACAUUGCACUGGGAGGUGGAGGAUUUGUUUGGAAAAGGUUCCACUAUUUAACUCAAAAGGAAAAAACAUGGCCGCCAAAAGUGUGUGAGUGUGUGUGAGUGUGUGUGAGUGUGUGUGAGUGCUUGUGAGCGUGUGCGUGUGUGCGAUUGGCAGAAAUCCCGUAACUUAUUUAACUUGUACCGGUGUCAUCAACUCACCCGUUUUAGAGGACUUGGGAGCUCUUGGUUUGGACGGCGUUGGUCAGUUUGCCGGUGGGUGGCCAUUGCUUACUCAGUGUUUAGACUGGGGAAACUGGUCUUUAGUCCUCGGCAAUAAUGGACAUUGUAUUAGAAGUUCUGUUUUGGUGUUGUAUGUUAGUGAUUAUCUCUUAUGGAAACUAAGAUGCAAGACCCCCUCUCCCCAAAAAAAGUCAAUAAUCCACCAAGCACACACACACACACACACAAACACACACACAUACAACAACACACACACAGAUACACACACAAACGCACACACACGCACACACACACACACAAAACACCAUCCUAUCUCUCUCUAUGUUAUAAAUGUUUAAUAGGUUUAGAGUUUUGUGGUUUGUGUCUGACACAUCGAAGCUUUCGUCCAGGUUACUUUGUCUUUUCUUUCCAGUAUUAUCCUUAGUUUACAUAUAAACUCUACAGUGUGGACAUUUUUAAUAAUAUUAAUAAUAUAAAAGCUAUUUUUGCUCUAAUACAGAAUAAAAAUGUCACUUUGCGUGGACGUGGAGUUUUGUCAAGAUCUGGAAAGGAAAAACAAUCUGGUCGCGUUCUGAUGAUAAAGACAUGGCACUAUAUUUAUUUUUUAUUUAUUUAAAUAAUUUAUUCUGACCGUAUUUCCCAGACUAUACCAGGGUAAAAAAAAUUGCCAAAAAAAUGAUAGCUGAAAGCCAUUAUAUGUGUGUUUACCUGCAGUUCUAAAAGGACUGAGGAAUGGAAUCAGAAUCAAGCUUUUUAGUCGGAGCAUGAGCCUUCUGUCUCAGGCAUCCAUGUUGGGAGUCAUGGCAACGACGAUACAGGGCGUGUCUUCCCCACGAGGGUCAAAGCAUGCUUACGACACAAACCCAAGUCAUUGAUGAAACGUUUUGCCAAGUCUUUCAGUGUUUUCCAUUUCCUCAUGUAACUUUUUUGGGGGGGAUUUGAGAUUAAACUGUAGUCCGUUUUUUUGUAUGAUUUUGAAAUUUGAUUGAAUAGAGACUUCGUUUUAUUCCAUUGUAAUUAAUGGUGCUAAUAAUUCAAAGGGCACUUUAUGGACUUUUCUGGAUUAAACUGGCCAACAGACUCUUCAAACUAUAAAUGUUAUUCAAGAUUUUCAAGUAGAAUGUUAGGACUAAUCGCUAUGCAUUUGUAAAACGAAAUAUACAAAUAAAGCAGUCAAAUGAUUACGAUUAAAUGAAUAAUAUUAUAUAUUCUCCAUAAAUUAAUCAGCUCGUCACAAAGCGAUCGGGAAAAUAUAUAUUCUCUCCUUUAAGCACUUUAAAUUGGUAGUUACUUUUAAAGGCUAAAUGAUCUCCUUUACAUUGCAAAGGCUUUUGCAAACAUAAUAAAAUCAAUGUAAUAUCUCUCAUUUAGAGAUUAAAACCCAUCCCUCCCCAAACGCCACCUCCUUUUAAUAGACCCCCCCAUACGAUCAGACCUGAGCUGAACAUUGUAUUACCAUGCAUAGAUAAUUAUAAUCUACAAUUAAUAUAGUGGAAAAAAACUACAGCUCCCCUGGUGCUCAUCUCCGGGGACACACCAAGCCGUCCAGAAGGUGCGGCAGAGUUGAACCAAAGCAGCUUCAGCUUCAGAGUAUACAGGGUGUCCUUAAAAGCAGUCAACCUAAUUACCCACAUUGUAUUUUUAUUUAAACCUUGCUUGUAUCGUAUCGACUCCACACACUCCGGUUGGAGGGGAAUGCCGGUGAAGGCAAAUUAAUUUAACGCGGAUGGCUGCCCGUUAUGUUUUCUUGAUGUUCAAUCAAUAUUCGCAUUGAUUCGAUCGUCGAGGCCAUCUGCCUCCUUCUUAACUCUAUCUCCGUUAAAAACACACUCACCGUGUUGAGGCCUGGCCUAUAUUCUCCAGGCCAUGCCCUGUGUGGUGUAACUGCCACGACUUGGUUCUGUUUUGCAGCCACACACCACGACACCUCAGUCUGCACUCACGAUGGAGGGCAAAACGCCUUCCAUCCGUUUUUGUUUUUUAAGCUGAGCCGUACGGUCUUGGGGCGUGUCCCCUCACCGUGGUGAUAUUCAACACGCCCGUACUAGGACUGCACUUCCUGUCCGAUCGGUUACACACACUCUGGUUCGCUUUGGUCCUCCCCCCCCCCGACGUCCCCAUCGUGAAGAUUAAUACAGGGAAAAUAAAGGGAAGCCAUUAAUUUAUUUUAAGCGGGCUGAAAACGGUUCUACUACAUCCAAUUAAUUCUAAUUGUCUCUGAUGCUGAAAUUCUCAAUAGAAAUGGAGCAAUUAAAACCCUGCAUUGGCUCCACCUUGGGGAAAAGCAGAGACAUUUUGGUUCAGUUUCACUGCAGGGUGGGUUUGUUUAAAUCCGGGAGAGGGGCGAUUUCCACGGGUGUCUGUGACAGUUUCAUAACACGAUGAUCACUCGGCUAUGCAAGGCAAAUAUGGCCACCUCUGUGUUCGUUUUUCCUGUCUGUUUGACUUGUCUUAUCGACCUUUAGUUGCACUUUGUCUGUCUGUCUGUCUGUCUGUCUGUACCGUGUGGCCAUACACAGCUAACCGCUGCUAAUGUGUUGUGUUUGUCUCACGUACCACGUAGCAUAUGCUGUCGACGAGUAUAAUUGUAAAUACUGGAUUUUUAUUUUGCUUUAUGUGAUUACUUUUCGAUUGAUUUCAUGGGCAUUUAUUAAGUUUUGACUUGUUUACUUUUGCAUUAGCAAAAACUGAAAUAUAGGACCCCCCCCCUCCCUUGAACAGCCCUACACCACAACAUCUUCUUGAUUAAAAAGUAAUUGAACGUGUGACUGACUGAGUCAGUUAUUUUUUACUUUUUAUUGAAUGUGGGUUGUCAUAUUGUUUUAUUUAUUUAUUUUGUUUAUCUGAUACAUAUUUUUGUCUGCUGGAACAUAUGCUAUGUAUUAUCAUCGAUUGACGUGAUGUACAGGAAACCGUAGAAAAAAACUAAAGCAAAAAAAUUAAAAGUGGUGUAGAAAGAACCAAUACCUCAAUUCAUAUUUUGAAAAUUACGCUUGGUCUGAAAGCAGGCUAGGUGGUGGUGCGGGUGGUGAAGAGGGGGGUGGGGUGUUCCCACGGGAACUAGUGGCACAGAAAUAAAGUGACAUCACUGACUGGGUAUUAAAAAAAAAAAAAAAAAGGAAGGAAACUAAAGGGAAAAAAAAAUGUAGAUGAACCUCUCGCAAUUGGCGGACUCAUUCCUCAGAGGGAAGAGCUGCUCAUUCGCUGUUCCAUUUGUGGACUUAUCUCAUCUCGCCGGUCUCUCCGAGAUGACGAGAUUUACAUAAAACACGGCGGAGCCACCUCGGCCACUGUGGUCCGCGGUGUAUAUACUGCGGGUGUAUACUGCGGGUGUAUACUAGGGGUGUAUACUGUAGGAGACACUAUAGGAUGAGCCGGCUCGCGGUACGGCGAGCCACGCAACGUCUGAUUACCCUGGAGAGUUGCUCCGCUCAACAGCAAUACGUUAUCGGUUGUGAUAUAUGAAUCAAGUUAAAAGCAAGCUUUGUUUCAUUUUAAUUAUGAACUUGCCCCCUUUUGCUCGGCGACCGAACGGGCCUGGGUUACUAUGCACACACAUUCACUUACAGUCCGACGCGACGAAUACGACUAAGUCCUAUGUGAAUAGGUUGGAACUGAAAGUAAAAGUGGAAGCGAAGCCAUGACUGGCUUUCCUUGGACAGUGUCAAGUGGCAUCUCCUUGUGUUUUGUUUGUUGUGCUAAUAUGCCUCUGUACUCGUGUAAAUAUAUGCUUUUUUUCUCUGAGUGAGUCAGAUCUAACAGUGAAUGUACAUUGAUAAUAAAAUCACAAGGUUUAU